This is a messenger RNA of Phialemonium atrogriseum, 1479 nucleotides long. RefSeq names its product GTP cyclohydrolase II-domain-containing protein. NCBI's taxonomy places the organism in Eukaryota, Fungi, Ascomycota, Sordariomycetes, Cephalothecales, Cephalothecaceae. The record is from RefSeq and is a predicted model, not a curated record. The transcript has 3 exons. Gene Ontology annotation, biological process: riboflavin biosynthetic process. Bases 268 to 1479 code for a protein of 403 amino acids. Gene Ontology annotation, molecular function: GTP cyclohydrolase II activity.
CGAACAAUUCCCGCGCCAAACAGCGAGCCAUGACUAAUGAUUUCCAAUUGCUCGAGAACCACGCUAUGUCUUCCAUCUUCAAAUGCAAAAGUGAAGUUCGAAGCUGGAUACCUGGAUAGCUGGAUAGCGACACUGUUAUCAUCCCCUUCGAUCUUUUAGCUCCCUUCGCCAGAACUCUCUCGCCCAGCGGUCGCUCUAUCUGGCCAUCCAUCCAUCAUCCCAAGUCUCCUCUCUUCCUCGGCCCCUCCACGAACCACCAACCCCAGCAUGCCUGGUUUAGGCCAUUCACCCGAACCCAAUUCGCAGCAAUGGCGCCGAGAAACGACACAACUCCCGUCCUUCUACUCGCCGCCGACGAAGGCGCAAACCAGUUCCGACGUUGGAAAUGAAGUAGACAGCAUGGAUUUGACAGCGAGUGCGGCGACGCAGCGGCGCCAGCAGGACCAGCAGCAACCACAACGACCCGCCGCCGAUGACGAGACUACAUCGCCACCCACACCGUCCUCCUCCCAACCCUCACUUCCCCCCCCGCCGCCCUCGCUGCUCUCCCCGGCUUUCACGCCACCCCCAACCCCCGGCACCGCCACGCCUAGCUCGCUGAGCGGCGCACACGGACUCGCGCCGGGGCCGGGGCCGGGUCCGCGAGGCGUCCCCGUCGACAGCUCCGUGCCGACGGGCGGCUGCGGGAGCAGGAGGCCGCGGCUACUGGAGAGGUUGCCGCAGGUGGAGUGCAUCGUGCGGGCGCGCAUACCGACGACGACCGGCGCCGAGAUGUUCCUGCACCUGUACACCAACGACACUGAUAGCAAGGAGCACCUGGCCAUCGUCUUCGGCGGCAGCAUCCGAAGCCAGUCGCUGGACGCCCCGAGGGAGGGGGAGACGGAGAUGGACCGGUUGGUCAGGGGCGCGUAUACUGGGCGGCUUUAUCCGGGGCGGACGACUAGUGGCGAUAGUACGACGACGACGACGCCGCCGCUGGUGAGGAUACACAGCGAGUGCUACACGGGCGAGACGGUCUGGUCGGCGAGGUGCGAUUGCGGGGAGCAACUCGACGAGGCGGCCAGGCUGAUGUCCCUGCCGGGCAACAAGUCUGGCGGCGUCAUCAUCUACCUCCGACAGGAAGGCCGCGGGAUCGGAUUGGGCGAGAAGCUCAAGGCGUACAACCUCCAGGAUCUCGGCUCCGACACAGUCGAGGCGAACCUCCUCCUCCGGCACCCCGCCGACGCGCGGAGCUACGGCCUCGCGACGGCCAUGCUGCUGGACCUUGGCCAGCGCGACAUCAGGUUGUUGACCAACAACCCGGACAAGAUCCGGGCCGUCGAGGGGCCGAACAGGGAGAUCGUUGUGAGGGAGCGGGUGGCCAUGGUGCCACUCUCGUGGAAGGGGAGGGGAGGCUUCAGGGCCCCCGAGGUUGAGGGAUAUCUGAAGACAAAGAUAGAGAAAAUGGGUCAUCUCUUGGAGAUGGGUUCCUUCCCAUGA